Babesia bigemina is the source of this 1680-nucleotide messenger RNA. Its product is annotated as Ribosomal RNA large subunit methyltransferase L. The transcript is spliced from 2 exons. Lineage: Eukaryota; Apicomplexa; Aconoidasida; Piroplasmida; Babesiidae. The record is from RefSeq and is a predicted model, not a curated record. Bases 1 to 1680 code for a protein of 559 amino acids. Gene Ontology annotation, molecular function: rRNA (guanine-N7-)-methyltransferase activity; RNA binding; rRNA (guanine-N2-)-methyltransferase activity.
AUGAGCAGCCAUUGGCAGAAGCCUUAUCGUCUCUUUGCCAGAUGCGUACGCGGUCUUGAGGGAGCCUUGUCAAGUGAGCUCGAGUCGCUGGGCUUUCCCAGGCACUGCCUGAUAAAGGGUCGGUCCGGCGUGACCGUAGAGGAAGGCUCGUUGCGCAGGCUUUACUACUUGUCAUAUUUCUCGAGGUUGUGCAAUGGAGUCUUUGUUGAGGCCGCAUCAUUUCCGUUGAGGGACAAGGCUGCCUUCACCGACAGUUGCGCCGACAUAACGUGGCCUGCAUUCAUCCGCUCCAACGGCUCAUUCUUGGUGGAAUCGCGUGUGUCAGAAGGAAGUGGGUUCAUCCAUUGCGGCAGAUACGCCUCGCAAUUGGUCAAGGAUGGCGUGUCGCAUCACUUCGGCCGCAGCCUGGGGAUGCCAACUCCGUCGGUAUCGUUCAGCGACCCGGACGUCAAAGUGUUACUCCAUGUCGGUGGAGGAGAAGCUAGGGUUCUAGUUGACGCCGUCGGUGGUGCCACAUCAGCCCGCAGAUACCGUUACAAGCCUGCCAUCAGCGACAUCGACCCUACGGUGGCCGUGGCGCUUCUGCAUGACAUCGGUUUCGCAUCCCUCCAUACUAGCCAUUCCGACCUGAAUGAAUACGAACGCUUAUGUACAGGUAUGAGUGAAGAUGGGAUUGCAUCUGUGCGUGGAAAUGAACACCAAAUGGACGCAGCCUCUCCAUGCCAUCCAGCGGCAACAAAACUACGGUCACCAGAGUGUCCCCUCGCCGAUGGGAGCAAUAUCGCAUCUCAAAGCUCCGAUCCUUGUACAGGAUUUACAAAACUUCACAGUCCGAGCAACAGUGCUUCUGAUAAAACUAUAGCUCCCACUGAUGGCAGUGUGGUCGACUUGUUCUGCGGCUGUGGUACAGUUCUGAUCGAGGCGGCCAUGAUGGCAGCACGUAUAGCGCCAGGGUCACUUUGGUCAAGCUUCGCGUUUCAAAAAUUCGGUAUAUACGAUGAUGUGUCGUUUAGGCGCCUGCAAAGAUAUGCAGCCGGGACCACCUUGCCCAAGGACUCCGAAGCUUACCAGUCGCUACUCGGUAGCUUUGUGGGCAUAGAAUCCUGCUGGGAAAAGGUCGAAGCGUGCCUCUACUCCGCAGAGCGGGCCGGAGUGCUCGACCUACUCCGUGUCACGCAGAGCGACUAUUUGAAGGACGGUUUGUAUACUUCCCACCGUAGCCGCAGAAACGGCGAGCGGUGGCGGUACCUCAUAGCGCAGCUUCCGCGUCUCAAGUGCAAGUUCAACGACGUACCUGACCAUGAUGGAGGCAUCUCAGUCGAUAGCACAUGUAACAGGAAGAGCGCCAGUGGUGUAAACUCGUUGCCACCGGCGGCGGACCGCCAUACGAAACAUACACGGCCCACCCAAAAUAGAAAGGCGCAACGGAGCUCUUCAGCCGUCUCUGCACUAGAUCCGCUUCGCUACUACAAGCUGGUGCACAACAUAUCUAAAUUCAGGCAGCGGUUCUUUGAGGAUGACGCUAAGUGCGUGCUGGUAGCACCAUCCUUGUUGCAACUGCCAGACCUGGAGGCCGCAUACGGCGGUCCGCUGCGUGGUGGCCGGGCGUUCGUAAAGUCAGGAGUGCCAUCAAUGGCCUACCAUAGCCAUCAGAAGGAUGACCCUAACAAGUGGUUUUAA